AUGCCUAUAAUGGGGCGGGAGAGAAUCGAUAAAUUGGAACCAGGCACCAAGUUCUACCUUGGGGAAGAUUCGCGGGGUGGUCUCAAAAUCCGUCGUGUCAACAACAGCGAACCCGAGCUCACGGGAACUGUAUCAGACUCACUCUGCAUGGCAAUCACUUUAACGGAGCUCUGUUGUGAGCUCGGAUACGGAAAGGUCUACCAGUAUUCUGGCGUCGACCCUGAAGAGAAUCAUGUUAAAAAUUGGGGGCCGGGUGCUUACGCCGCCUUCGCUCGCCUUCCUGACCUCAUCUACGUCCCACAAAUGUGGUCCGAAGCAGACAAGGAGGCGUGGAGGGCAUUGACUCCUGAGCAACUCGCGGUGUUGCUGAAUGCCAGGACGAGUGAUGCUGAAGAUAAAGGGCCGUUUCUCCCUAUUGCACUCGAGUUUCGAUCGACUGAGCUGGAUAGUGUUUGCCUCCGAGGCACCACUACUGCUGCUGCCACCAUCGCUGUCCUACCGCAACCAUAUGUGGGGGAGACCGAUAAGAUGCGCAACGCGCUGGGGGCAAGAGUUCUUCAAAGAUCGUCGGAUGGGAAGGUCGUCGACUCUUGGUUCCUCGGUAGCCGUGAGAGCGUUGCGCGCUUUGCAGUGCCUGGUGGAGUGGGGAUCAUCAACGCGCUGGACUGCAUGUUUUGGGGAGAUACGGACUGGGCGUUGUGCCGACAUGACGAGCCGAGGAAGCUACUCCGUCAAGCCCAAAGAGCAGCCGUCAGCCUAGGAAACUCUUGCAUGUUUGCACCUGCUGGAGACGAUGCCGAAUCGAACGACGACGAGGAUGAAGAGAAGGUGUGA
Messenger RNA from Fonsecaea erecta, 834 nucleotides. RefSeq lists its product as hypothetical. Bases 1 to 834 code for a protein of 277 amino acids. The transcript has 2 exons. Lineage: Eukaryota; Fungi; Ascomycota; Eurotiomycetes; Chaetothyriales; Herpotrichiellaceae. The record is from RefSeq and is a predicted model, not a curated record.